Messenger RNA from Phaeodactylum tricornutum CCAP 1055/1, 2040 nucleotides. RefSeq lists its product with no specific name. The record is from RefSeq and is a predicted model, not a curated record. Gene Ontology annotation, biological process: transmembrane transport. The transcript has a single exon. The coding region runs from base 1 to 2040 and encodes 679 amino acids. NCBI's taxonomy places the organism in Eukaryota, Bacillariophyta, Bacillariophyceae, Surirellales, Neidiaceae. Gene Ontology annotation, molecular function: ATP hydrolysis activity; ATP binding. Gene Ontology annotation, cellular component: membrane.
AUGAGCAGCACUUCUAAUACCGCAACGACUACCGUCGCCUUGCCUCCCGCUCUGUCCUUGGAAAGCUUGUCUUGCUCGCACAAUGGCGGAGAAACCUGGCAGCUCCGGGACGUUUCGUACGUACUUCCCCGGGGUGCCAAGGUGGCACUCGUCGGACGCAACGGGACGGGCAAGUCCACCUUGCUCCGCAUCUUAGCUUCCCGGGCGUGUGCGGACGCUGCUGACGAAGCACAGAAUAUCAAAUAUACCGGACAAGUCGUGACGCCACGGGACGUCAAGGUUGCCUACGUCGAACAGGAGCCGCACCUGUCCAUGGACUUGAACGUCGCCGACGCCCUCUUGGGGUUCCGUGGCGACGGCACCGUCGAGACCAGUAGUGCCAAAAAUAAAUACGCAGCCGUCCGGAAAUACCGUCUAGCCGUCCAGGAAGCCGAAGUUAAGCCGGAAGCCUUUGCCCAGGCCUGCGCCGCCAUGGAUGCCUUGGAAGGAUGGAACGUCUGGACAAAAGCCGAAGAAGUCGCCACUAAGCUCCGCGUACGGCACCUACAAGAUCAGCCACUGGCCAAAUUAUCCGGCGGGGAACGGAAGCGGGUCGCAUUGGCCGCUGCGUUGGUCCAAGAACCCGACGUACUUUUGUUGGAUGAACCGACAAAUUUCUUGUCCCUCGCGGGGGUUCAGUGGCUGAGUGAUUUGCUGCUCGGUGACAAGAAGCUUACCAUUCUCAUGGUGACGCACGACCGAGCCUUUCUGGACGAAGUGUGCGAUCGAAUACUGGAACUGGAUCAAGGAUCCGUUUACGAAUACGUCGGAUCGUACGCCGACUACUUGGAAGGAAAACAGGAACGGCUCGCCGUGGAAGACGCCGCCUACCAGUCCGCCAAGGCCAAGUACGCGGUCGAGCUCGAUUGGAUGCGCCGACAACCACAGGCCCGUCAAACCAAGGCGAAAGCUCGCAUCGACGCAUUUUACAAGCUGGAGCAAGCGACCAAACCGAGACCCCGCGAUCCCACUCUCAAUCUAGCCAGCGAAUCCCGACGUAUCGGUGGCAAAAUUAUUUCCAUGAGAAACGUUUCGCUGAAAUUCGGAGACCGGACCAUGCUGAAAGAUUUUUCCUACGAUUUUUGCAAAGGCGACCGGAUUUGUCUGAGCGGCGGCAACGGCAUUGGAAAAACCACAUUUUUACGCGUGUUGACAGGCGAGCAACCGGCCGACGCUGGCGAUAUUGACAUUGGCGACACGAUCGUGCUCGGCGUAUACGAACAAAACGGCAUCGAAAUCGAGGACCCCGAGCAGACCGUGCUCGAAUUUGCCGUCGAGCAGGCCCGAGCCCGGGACGGAGCCAGCGCCGACGAAGGUCCGGACGACGCCCGAAGGUUGUUACGGCAAUUUGAAUUCCCUCAAGCCCGUUGGGCCGAACGCAUUUCGGUCCUCUCUGGUGGAGAAAAGCGACGGCUACAAAUGCUUUCAGUCUUUAGCCAACGGCCAAAUGUGCUGAUUAUGGACGAACCGUCGGUAGAUUGUGACUUGGAUACGUUGACGGCUCUCGAAAAGUAUUUGCAAGAGUUUGAUGGGGUGCUGCUGAUCGUCAGUCACGACCGCGCAUUCGCCGACAAGGUCACGGAUCACUUGUUUGUCUUUGAAGGACACGGGGAAAUUAAGGAUUUUCAAGGAAGUCUUUCUGAAUACGCGACCACCUUGAUUGAAUUAGAGAACGACCGUAUUGCGGAAGGGUCCCGCGGACAGGCUGAUACGGAAGAGAAAAAGGGAGCCUACAAAGAAGACAAGGCCAAACGGAACGAGCAACGCAAUCAAGUGCGCCGGGCAAAAAAGGAUAUGGUCAAUGUCGAAAAGGCGAUUGAAAAACUAAAAGAAACCGCAGCCUCGUACGAGAAAGAAAUCGACGUUUGUAGCGGCGAAGGCUGGACCAUUCUGGCCGAUUUGACUGACAAAUUGAACAAGGUGAACGAGGAAAUCGACGAGAAAGAAAUGCGGUGGAUGGAAUUGGGAGAGCUAGUGGAAGAGAGUGAGGUCGAAGCGUAA